UUGAGCGUCCUUUGUGGUUUUGCUGCAGUAGAUUUCGAUUGUUCACAUCGUUAUUUUAAGGUGCGAAUCUAUUGUCAAGGAUUGGAAUUGCCAUCAAGUCCGAUUUCCUUGAACGUGCUGUCAACCGAAGAAUCACGAGCAGACUCGCGAUCGUUCUCAAGCGCAUCUCGUGACGAUAUCACAAAAGUUAGUGGCGAGAACGCCGUGCAGAAGUCCGACUCCAAUUCGGACGCGGGCAUCUCGCAUAAAUCGUUCACCCAACAACGAUCUCAUUCUAUCAAACAACUUGAGACCCAGAACAACUCAAAACGACAGAAAUCUCUAGUACAGCUUCAACGCAAACCAUCGCCUCAUCGAAAAAGUAAAACUUGCAAAAAGGCUGUAUUGUUCGAAGCGUCAGCUCAUCAAGAGAUGACACUACGAUCGGCUGACAUCGGCUUGGUGUCGUUUUCCGGUCUCAGCGAACCAUGUAGCGUCGGUUCCAUCGUAGAAGUUGUAGUGAGUAUUCUGUGA
This is a messenger RNA of Angiostrongylus costaricensis, 513 nucleotides long. The record is from the annotation of a GenBank genome assembly. NCBI's taxonomy places the organism in Eukaryota, Metazoa, Nematoda, Chromadorea, Rhabditida, Metastrongylidae.